Bursaphelenchus xylophilus (pine wood nematode) is the source of this 3222-nucleotide messenger RNA. The record is from the annotation of a GenBank genome assembly. NCBI's taxonomy places the organism in Eukaryota, Metazoa, Nematoda, Chromadorea, Rhabditida, Aphelenchoididae.
AUGAGUCGGCGGAUCAAGCGGGCUCGCCUCGACCCACCUGCCGCCAACCUCGCCGGAGGGCCUUCGCUUCGCCGACGGCCGGAACGUCGAGCCGACUCCGCCCCUUCGGCGGUGGGGGGACCCGCCCGCAAACGCCGAGUCCAAAAGAAGAGACGCGAUUCCUCUUCCUCACGGUCUUCCGGCUCGCUGGAUUCUCCGAUUUCCCGCAACAGCAUGCACGGUGAGUCCUUUUGUUCUCUGUUUAUACUGCAAUCGGGGUCAGAGGUACUGUAGGGUGCAUUUCCGGUGCUUGUACCACAUGUUGUGAAAAGAAACUGAUACAACUAAGGCAUCACUACGUGCAGAUUAAGCACUUCCGGCUAAAGUUUUGAUGGAAAAAUAUUACUUAGCGCUACCCGCAAACACCUUAAAGGGACCGCCUUAUCUUCACAGUAAUCAUCUUAUCUAUUGCACUAUGAGGGAAACAUGUCAUAUCUGCAAGUGAAGUGUGUACAUGCAAGAAGCAAAACAAACACCGUAUUUGCCCUUGAGUAAUUUCCGUAACGUCCAGAUCACUUUCCAUCCGUUCCGUAUAUUAUUCUUGAAGUCGAGGAACAAAGAUUGGACAUUCUGUACAAAAAUAAUGCAUUACGCUUAAAACUGGUGCCGAUUAAUCAGUUGGUACUCAUUCGUUGUACACUAUUUUUGAGGCCUGUUUUUUACUCAUUUUUUGAUAUGUCAUCCUCAUGGAUAAUAUAAAUUUCUUGUAGUUUGGGUCGAAAAACCGAGCCAACUGCAAUUCAACAAACACUUCGGACGGGUUUAGGUAAUUUCUAGAACGUUUUUCCCUCCGACGUGGCCAUAGAACACUUCUCAAGACCGAUUUUAAUCCAUCUUCAUCAAAAAAGAGAAAAAUAAGGGAGUUUGUGGGCCACGCUAAGAGGGUUACUCAAGUCACGGGGUGUUGAUCUGAGCCUUUUGUAACCCGCAAUUUAGGUAGAGUGAAACGUCGGCUAACUGAGGGGUAUACGGGUCAAAUGGGGAGGUGUAAAAAGUGACCUCUCAAAGGCAUUUUAUUGAGCCGAAGAAAGGAAAUACGAUAGGCCAGAAGAUGCAUAGAGUAAAAUGGAGGGCAUUACUCACAAGGCACUACAUCGACUCAACCACUUAUUUUGACAGCUCUCGAAUUUGAUGAUUUAUGCGAAAAUUAUAAAAAAUUUUCGAAAUUUGGCAAAGAACCUUCAUCCUUUUUUAUCCGCACUUAAAGUAGCUUUAAUACUUUAUGAAAAUGUUCAUUUUUUAGCCUGGAACUACGACGAUGAAGGCGAGUGUGGCCCAAAGAACUGGCCCGGCCAAAUUGACGGCAAAUACCAAUCCCCUAUCGACUUGAAAUUGAGCAAGAUGAAGGUCGUCAACUUGGAUGAUCAUUUUGUCUUCGAAAACUAUGAUAAAGUACUGGUUGGAGAGUUUGUAAACAAUGGGCAUUCUGUCCAAUUCAUCCCUGAUGCUGGCCAAGCCAUCCCCACUGUAUCUGGGGGCAUGUUGGACCAGAAAUACCAGUUUGUUCAGUACCAUUAUCAUUGGGGGCAGCAUGAAGGAGGUGGGUUAGCUAAUGUUUUUGAUUACAAAAUAUUUUUUCUUUUUAAGGCAAUAGAAUACAGUGUAAAAUUGCCUUCUUGAAUAAUUUAAAUUUUCUGAAAGGCCUUGGGGUCUUACUGUAACAAAAAAAAUGAAAAGAUCCGGAUAUUUGUAUAAACUUUCUCACUUUUUUCUCAAAUAUUUGCAAAAUUCUUGCUGGUUUUCCAAUAAAAACACUUUUCAACAACGAAGAAUGCCUUUGUUUUUCGCUCAGAACGAUUUACACCGUAGACCAGAAAUUCGUCUUUCCGAUUUCAAAAUUUUCCGGAAAUUAAUCAAAAAAGGGAAAUUAGCUGCUAAAAUAAAAUUGGAAAUUGUUCUCCUGGCCAGUGGUAAUUGAAUUCGAUGGCUGGUUUGGUGCCUGAGGGAAAUGCCGUCACCCAAUUUGAAGGAUUUCCACUAAAACGGGGAAAACAUCAAGUUUUUUUGUUUUUUACAAAAUUAUAAUUUUUUGGUUUUUAAACUAUAAACUCCGGCCUAAAAAAUGCAGCUUGAAGGUGCUAAUCACUCGACACUCCUUUGUCUUUCUGUCCAAUCCCUAAUCGCCCCCUUUUCUGCGUUUUGCCCUUAGGGGGGAAUGACGGAAAAGGCUAUUAAAUCGGCCCUGAGGGCUCAUUAACACUUCCAGGUGACACAUUAGGUAGAAAGAGGCUUGUUGCCAUCAUAAAAACCCCAAUAAAGCCGGCAGGCAUCAUGUUGUUCGGGAAUUAUGUAGGGUAAUAUUACUCAUAACCUUUUAUGACAUUGUAAUUGUUUAUUUUCAUAGCUGUUGGAAAACAAUUUAAAAAUAAUUUUAUGAUGGUUUUUAUUCGAUAUUUGAAUUGCAGGCUCGGAACACACCAUCGGCGGACUCCGUUACCCCGCCGAACUCCAUCUUGUUCACCAAGGUGUAGAUGACCCCACAAAACUCGCUGUUCUGGGGGUCUUUCUCAAAUUGGGAGAACAGGAGAAUGCCCUCAGGGCUGAAGUUGACAUCCUCCCCAACAUUAUUGAAUGCGGUCAGAAAUGCCGAUUGGAAAAAGGGGUCCGGCUUCAGGAUAAACUCCCGGAGUGCCCAUCCAGUUUUGCCAGGUACGAUGGUAGCCUGACUACCCCUCCAUGCUCGGAAAAUGUGGUCUGGACUGUAUUUACUGACCCAGUAGAGGUGACUGAACAUCAGGUAAGUGUUCGGCAGCGGUUUUGAGAUGGUUUUUAUAAUACCCAUAACCUUGGUGUGAUGAUUUUGGAAAAGAAGGCCAAAAAGAAAUAAUUUUCACUAAAUUCAUUAUAAAUCAGUAAAUUAGAACAGCUCAGUAUCCAUACUGAACAUGGGAAUUUUUGCUUUUCUCCACCUAGUUCCAUUAUCAUAAUUUUCUGAACUUCCUCCAACUUAUUCCACCGUGAAUGACGUUUCACUCCAAUUUCAACCCCAAUGUCAACAUUUGGCCUUCUUUUUCGAAUAUUUCCUCAAAUUUCCUGUUCCCACGUUCCUUUUUUCCGAUAAAAAUCUUUUUUUUGCAGCUGGACCUUUUGCGGAACGUGAAAGACAAUCGAGGAGCAAUCAUCCGAAAGAAUUAUCGACCGGUGCAGUCGUGGAACGACCGCAAAGUCUUUCUGGCGUGCUGA